Molecule: messenger RNA, 1052 nt
Organism: Rhodofomes roseus
Lineage: Eukaryota; Fungi; Basidiomycota; Agaricomycetes; Polyporales; Fomitopsidaceae
Product: UbiE/COQ5 methyltransferase
Exons: 3
Coding region: 68-973 (301 amino acids)
Biological process (GO): ubiquinone biosynthetic process
Molecular function (GO): methyltransferase activity
Source: RefSeq, a predicted model, not a curated record
CUCGACGCGUCUUCGCGUCCAGGACUCGGAGUGCCCCCGAAGUGCCCCAGCCACUGCAUCCUUGACCAUGUUCGCCAGCAACAUCGCUCGGCGGGCAUGUCGCACCAAUCGUCCUUUCCGACACUGUCGAUUCAACCAUAAUCAACCGACUCCAAAUCAGAACCAGGAGUCAAGCCGGGCAACUCAUUUUGGGUUCCAAACCGUACCGGAGGAGCAAAAGGAGUCCCUCGUCAAGAAUGUGUUCGACUCCGUUGCAUCCUCGUACGACCUCAUGAACGACGCCAUGUCGCUCGGGAUACACAGGCUCUGGAAAGACGAGCUUGUGAGCUUGCUGAAGCCAGGAGCAAGGGGACCGCAGAAAUGCAUUGACGUCGCCGGUGGCACGGGUGACAUCGCGUUGCGCAUACUGGACCAUGCCAGGGAACGUUAUGCGGACAGAGAAACGGCCGUGGACGUCGUGGACAUCAACGGAGAGAUGCUCAGGGAAGGUUUCAAGAGGUUCAAAAAGACCAUGUAUCACAACACCCCUCAAAUCGCUUUCCAGGAGGCUAAUGCGCAAGCACUCCCUACGGAACGGUUUCCUGACAACACGUACGACCUCUACACCAUUGCAUUUGGUAUCCGGAACUGCACUUCGAUUCCCGAUGUACUGAAGGAGGCGCACCGAGUCCUGAAGCCGGGCGGUACCUUCGCAUGCCUAGAAUUCAGCAGAGUGAACAACCCGCUGCUCAGCACCGUAUACGACCAAUACUCGUUUUCCAUCAUCCCUCUGCUGGGUACCAUCCUGGCGGGCGACCGUGCAUCCUACCAAUAUCUAGUCGAGUCCAUUCGGAAUUUCCCUCCGCAGCCAGAAUUUGCGCAGAUGAUCGUCGACGCUGGAUUUACCACUGGAGGCAUGUUCGAGGGCAAAGGCGGCGCGUGGCGUGACCUGACCUUUGGCGUUGCUGCGAUACAUACAGGUGUCAAGGUCUGAGUGUAGACAGCCUAUAUAUGAUAUUACCACCUCUUGUUGCUUCGUGCACACGACCACCCACUGCACUGUACUUGGCGGU